This is a messenger RNA of Diabrotica balteata, 1093 nucleotides long. The record is from the annotation of a GenBank genome assembly. NCBI's taxonomy places the organism in Eukaryota, Metazoa, Arthropoda, Insecta, Coleoptera, Chrysomelidae.
GUUUAAUGUUUACUUUUGUUAAUGCAUUUCUGUUUAUAAUUUUAUAAUUAAAUAUGGAACAGAUGGAGUAUAAUGAUUAUUUCGAAAGUUACGAGGAUUUAGAGAUUCAUAGAUUAAUGUUAGAAGAUUCUGCUAGAAACAAUGCAUAUAAAGAAGCUAUUUUUGACAAUAAACAUGAGUUUGAUGGUAAAGUAGUUUUGGAUGUGGGAGCUGGAACAGGAAUUUUGUCAGUUUUUUGUGCACAAGCUGGAGCCAAAGCUGUUUAUGCCGUAGAAGCUAGUAACACAUAUAAAAUUGCAGAGGAAGUUGUUAAAGAAAACAAAGUUGAAAAUGUUAUAAAAGUACUUCAUUCUAAGAUAGAGGAUGUUGAUCUACCUGAAAAAGUUGAUAUAAUAGUUUCAGAAUGGAUGGGAUUUUACUUAUUACAUGAAGCUAUGUUAGAUUCUGUUAUUAUAGCUAGAGAUAAAUUUUUAAAACCAGGUGGAUUAAUGUUUCCUGAAUCUGCAACUUUAUAUGCAACACCUUGUAGUGUUCCGUCUAUGUACACAUUUUGGAACAACGUAGCUGGAGUGUCGAUGUCUGUGUUAGGAUCAAAACUAAGAGAAAAUGCGUCUCAAAAACCGUUAUGUGAAUGCAUUAGUCCAGAUUCUAUACUUGCCGAAGCAGAAACUAUAUUAUGGAUAGAUUUGCGAGAAGUAACAUUAGACGAUGUUAAAGAUUUUGAAAUAAGGCAUGUGGCAGUUGCAACAAAAAAAGGGCAAUAUGAAGGUAUAUGCAUUUGGUUUUCUUGUACGUUUCCAUCUACGACCAAAGAACCAGUGACACUAUCAACAGAACCUGAAGAACCAACAACUCAUUGGAAACAAACAGUUAUAGUAUUACCCUCUAGUUUAGAAGUGGAAGAGGGAAGCCCCAUAGCAUAUGAUCUAGCACUAAAACGUUCACAGGAGAAUAACAGGAGAUACACUCUUGAAGUCACAAUGUUGGAUGCUUUGGAGGUGGAACACCCUGAAUACUGUAUGUGUCAUAUGACUAAGUGUAUAUUAAUUCGGAAAAUGUUGGACAACUAUGGAAAAUAAAUGUUAAGAUUUAA